CCAGGUUAGUAUCUGUAGAAAGAAACGAAAGAUACAAUCUUUGGCAAGAGCGCAGUAAAGUGUUUCCUCUCAGCUAGCCGCAACCCCCGUUUCGCCGAAUUCACAAGGUUAAUUCCCUUGACAAUCACUGUUCUUUUGUUUGAAUCUCCCUCUUCUUCUUCAACCUUACUGUUCGCCAAGCGUCUAGUUAGGCAAACAUCAAUUUGAACACAACAAAAUUUGGUCUCUCCCGAGGCAUAGUCGGUCAAAUGUUUUGUUUUUAUGUACCUUCCUUUGUUUAACUAACUUCAAACUUCCAUCUCUAUCAUGACAAGUCCGGUCAAACCCUUGGAGUUUGGUCGCCACCCAUAGAGCCGCCGCCGUAUGACGAGGAGGAGGUGGAGGAGCCUUUUGGUGACUCUCUUCCCAUAAUCCCAUCUUUGCGUAUGUAUAACACCCAUCCUUUUUUCUUAUAUUGUCUCUUUCAAACUCUCCACUAUUCUUGCCUUCUUAUUUAUUAGUUUCCAAGUUUCAUAUUCCCUCUUCAUAUAUACCCUAACGCUUUAGCCUUUAGCCAAACCUUCCCUGUACCAAAAUCUUUUACUUUUUCUGUUAUAAGCUUUUGCUUGUUUAAAGAUAUUCCCAGAUCUUGGAGGAGGCCGGUUAUAUUUUCUUGGUUUUCAUUUUGUAAUAAAACCCUCCAAAUUCAAGAAUUUGAUGAUCGGAAGGAAAACCUAACCUGGGUUUUCAAUCUCAUCAGUUGAAAAGGUCAAAGAUUUCUACUUUUUCGAAUUUGGAUUAAAAAAUGGGAGAUGAUUCAAACAUUGGUGGUAAGCUAGAUGAACCAAGUCAGGUUGAGCUAACAGGGAAGAUAAUGGUAGCGGCAAUCAUUUGUCUGUUCUUAGUGGUCAUAUUCGUCUUCCUCCUCCACCUUUAUGCCAAAUGGUUCUGGUACCGCCGCCCAGACAGCACGGGUGUUACCACUCGCAGAAGGCGGCGCUUUGAAUUCGCCUCGGGUUAUCAAGGAGUCACAGCAGCUGCCGCACUUCGCAGGGGUCUCGACCCCUCUGCACUGAAAACUAUACCAGUGGUUGAAUUUAGUCCUAAAGACUUCAAAGAUGGAUUAGAAUGUGCAGUUUGUCUGUGUGAAGUUUCUGAAGGUGAAAAGGCAAGGCUUUUGCCCAAAUGCAACCAUGGUUUUCAUGUUGAGUGUAUUGAUAUGUGGUUUCAAUCUCAUUCCACCUGCCCGUUAUGCAGAAACCCAAUUCCCAAUCCUCCUCCUGCAGAAACAGCAUCAGUUGAGGGCUUGGUUCCUGGUGAGACACCUAAUUUCCCCACUAAUGUGUUGUUUUGGGGAGAUGAGACUCAAGUUAGUACUCUAGGGACUGGUUUGGAUGAACUACCCCAACAAGGCUCUCAACAAGGCUCUAUUUCUUCUGCUCCAUCAUCAUCUUGUCCCUCAUCUUCAACAUCAUCAUCAGUGAUGGGAAGUAUUUUGGUUAUUGACAUCCCAAGGCAUGCUGUUGAGGAUGAUCAGGAACAGAAAUCUCCUAUGCCUACAAGGUUGAGGUCAUUGAAGAGGCUUCUAAGCACGGAAAAACGGGUUAGUCCUCGCACCAAUGUAGACAUAGAACAAGGAGGGAGAAGCCAAAGUUGAAAGUGUCUCAUUUAGGAAUAUGUCUUGUCUGGUUUUCUUUACUAUGCCCAUCUGUUCUUUGUUUCUUGGUUCUGCUUGCAGAUUUUAAAAGUAGAACUUUGAUUAGUGCUGCCUGUAUAUAAUAGUUGGCUUCUCUAGUGAGAGUGGAUGUAACGCAUCUCAUAUAGAAGAGUUUUCUUUCGUUAAAUAGAUAACACUUCACACUUAUACUACGUAUUAAUGUUAAUGUGAAAUAUCACUAAGUUCUUCAAGCAUUGUGGCGUAC
Molecule: messenger RNA, 1901 nt
Organism: Cuscuta epithymum
Lineage: Eukaryota; Viridiplantae; Streptophyta; Magnoliopsida; Solanales; Convolvulaceae
Source: the annotation of a GenBank genome assembly